UGAUAUGGAGGCCCAUGAAUCUGUACGGUCAGCUGAGAUUGAUCAGUUAAAUGGAGGAGCCAUGGCCGCAGGAAGUGGUGAGCCUGAACUGGUGGUACGGCCGAAAGCAAAAGCAGCUGGAACUGUGAGUCAAGAAUUCUCUGGUCCAGAUAUUUAUGAGGAAAUGAGAGCAUUCAUGUCUCAGUCUAGACGUACAGAAGUGCUGAAGAAGUUUAAUGUGACAGAAGAGACUUACAGACAACGGUUUCGGAAUACUACAGUGCCAGCAGGAGAAUCUGUGCGGGAAACCUACAACCGGAUUAAGGGGCUUUACAGGCGUUGGAUGCGACCAGAGAAUCGCAGUAAGGAACAAAUCGGGGAAACUGUUGUUUUGGAGCAAUACCUGCGUAUGCUCCAUCCCGACGUACGUACCUGGGUGAAAGAACAUGAUCCACAGACGGGAGAUGAAGCGGCAGAUCUGGCAGAGCGCUACUUGGCUGCACACCGGGAACCCUCCAGGUUAAAGGUGACUGUUGGAAAGCCUCGGUUUGAGGAGAGCAAACCAUGUGGCUCAAAUUGGAGUGAAAGGGUGGACAUGGGGGCUGGUAAGACACCUGCAGCUUCCAGGAAACCUUUUGUGUGUUAUUAUUGUCAGCAGCCUGGUCAUAAAGCUUCAUUUUGUCCUUUAAGGAAAUCUAAGUCUGUUGAAUUGUGUGUGGUACCACGUGGAGAUGAUGUUUAUGAUGUGAAUGACAACCGAACAAUUAUGCAUACCCAUGUUGUGGAUGUUAAAGUUAAUGGCCAUAUGGUGUGA
This is a messenger RNA of Melanotaenia boesemani (Boeseman's rainbowfish), 793 nucleotides long. Its product is annotated as zinc finger and SCAN domain-containing protein 21-like. Lineage: Eukaryota; Metazoa; Chordata; Actinopteri; Atheriniformes; Melanotaeniidae. The coding region runs from base 5 to 793 and encodes 262 amino acids. Gene Ontology annotation, molecular function: nucleic acid binding; zinc ion binding. The transcript is spliced from 3 exons. The record is from RefSeq and is a predicted model, not a curated record.